Molecule: messenger RNA, 568 nt
Organism: Vollenhovia emeryi
Lineage: Eukaryota; Metazoa; Arthropoda; Insecta; Hymenoptera; Formicidae
Exons: 2
Coding region: 254-568 (104 amino acids)
Source: RefSeq, a predicted model, not a curated record
AAGCCCGACGAAAAGGAAAAAGCGACAAGUAUUAUAUUUGAUCACAUAAUGAAGAACCCAGAAGCAAGAGCAACAGAGAUUCACGCCGCACUCAAACAUCGUCACAAGAUGACAGUUAACUUAAUGUCGGUAUCGAGAUGACUGAACGGAGCUAAGAAGAGGUAAGUUCGGAAAUUGUUCAGGUUAUUAACAAACAUCCCGAACAAUUCCUGAUACAAGUACGCGUUUUAGAGAAGGGAUUCCAUUUCGGAGAAUGAUAAAGACCGACAAAAAGGAAAAGGCGAAGAGUAUUAUAUUCAAUCACAUAAUGAAGAACCCAGAAGCACAAUUAUCAGAGAUUUACACCGCACUCACACAUUACCACAAGAUAACAGUUAGUUCAAAGUCGGUAUACAAGUGGGUAGGUGAAUGUAAAAAACGCAUUGCUGCAAGUCCUGGACAACCACAGGAAGAAGUGUCUGAUCUAGUAACUGAACAACACCUAGAAAAACUUAAGCAAAAGCAACAAGUAUGCAAGGGUACUUUGGAAAAGAGCAAAUGUUCUCAAAAAGAGGACAUAUAUGUAUAG